CUUCCUUUCUGUCCCUGACGCCGCCGAGGUCGCACGCGCGAGGCCUUUCUGCCGCCGCCGAGAUGCGUUACGUCGCUUCCUACCUGCUGGCCGCCCUCGGGGGCAAUACUUCUCCUAGCGCCAAGGACAUCAAGAAGAUCCUGGACAGCGUGGGCAUCGAGGCGGACGACGAUCGGCUCAACAAGGUCAUCAGUGAGUUGAACGGGAAGAACAUCGAGGACGUCAUUGCCCAGGGCAUUGGCAAGCUGGCCAGCGUACCUUCUGGCGGGGCUGUGGCUGUCGCCGCUGCCCCAGGGUCUGCAGCUCCUGCUGCAGGUUCUGCCCCAGCUGCAGCAGAGGAGAAGAAAGAAGAGAAGAAGGAGGAGUCGGAGGAGUCAGACGACGACAUGGGCUUCGGCUUGUUUGACUAGAGUCCUGCUCCCUGCAAAUAAAAACCCUUUGUACGUA
Molecule: messenger RNA, 447 nt
Organism: Sus scrofa (pig)
Lineage: Eukaryota; Metazoa; Chordata; Mammalia; Artiodactyla; Suidae
Gene: RPLP2
Product: ribosomal protein lateral stalk subunit P2
Biological process (GO): cytoplasmic translational elongation
Cellular component (GO): cytosolic large ribosomal subunit; ribosome
Molecular function (GO): structural constituent of ribosome
Source: RefSeq, marked validated